Molecule: messenger RNA, 633 nt
Organism: Lathyrus oleraceus (garden pea)
Lineage: Eukaryota; Viridiplantae; Streptophyta; Magnoliopsida; Fabales; Fabaceae
Exons: 2
Source: RefSeq, a predicted model, not a curated record
CCUCCUUAUAAACCACCCAUUCCGUAUCCCCAAAGAUUCAAAAGUUCUAAAACUGCGAGUCAAUUUAGGAAAUUUGUUGAACUUCUAAAGCAACUAAACAUUACGAUACCCUUUACAGAAGCCAUCACACAAAUGCCCUCCUAUGAUAACGAAACAGUUACACUUACUGCAGAGUGUAGCGCAAUAAUCCAAAAUAACAUGCCUCCUAAACUAAAAGACCCAGGUAGUUUUUCCAUACCUUGUGUCAUUGGAAAAUUCGUCAUAGACAAAGCUCUAUGCGAUCUAGGAGCCAGCAUUAGUGUAAUGCCCUUAACCAUCUGUAAAAGGCUUAAUAUGGGAGAAUUAAGACCGACCAAGAUGUCUGUUCAAUUAGCUGACCACUCAAUCAAAUAUCCUGUCGGUAUACUAGAGAAUGUCCCCGUACGUGUAGGACAAUUCUAUAUUCCUACAGACUUCAUAAUCAUGGACAUCAAAGAAGAUGCCAGUACACCUAUCAUACUAGGAAGGCCAUUCUUGGCUACCGCCGGAGCCAUAAUAGACGUAAAGAGAGCUAAGCUGACAUUCAAAGUUGGAGAGGAAAAGGUUGAAUUCAUCUUGACCCAAUUCUUACAAGCGCCAGCUAUAGACGACACC